AUGUCACACGUUCCUCAUAUAUCGAAUUCAGAGAGCUCAGAAGACGAGUUAAGCCGUACUCCCGAGAGGAAGAACGCCACAAGAGAGCCAUCUCAGCCUCAUUCAGCCUUGUCUCAUAGAUUUAGAGAAUCACCCCAAAUGUCCCGCGAUGAUCGUCCACAGGGCAGAGAGUCCGCAGAAGAUGGCUUUGCGGUCAUGGUCCCAGCACCUGCUCGGCCCUGGGAAUAUCAACCGUGGCGCGGAGAUACAACUGUUGAGACUGUACUAGAGGAGGCGGAAGAACUUGAUGGCGAGCAGAUGUACAAGAUUGAGUUUGAGGAUGGACGGAAGGAAAACGUGAGUGUGAAUUUACUAUGCGAUAGACUCGUACCAUCCUCAAUUGUGAUUAUCUACGAAGUCCCCGUUUAUACCGUUUGCAAAAGCCAAUUACAGAAGUGGUCAACGCAAGUUUCCUUUGACAAGCUUCUUACCCUUCGAAACGGUCGUAACGCCUUGAAUUUCUACAAUACUGGUGAUAGCCAGGUGAAAUCUUCAUCAUCAGUUAUGGAUUCUCAAGAUGAAAGUCUGGAGUCCGUCAAUGCCAACGGCAGGGGGAAGCGUAUUCGUACAAAGGCCCAGAGCAAAGAUUACGUCGACAUCACCAAGGAGGUACUUGACUUUGACGACGAGGAUGAACUUUACGCAGACCAGGGAGCGGCGAAGAAGCGACGUCAUGAGAAGGGCCGCAUCACACUCUUGACUAAGAAUGGCACUCGACAAAGCAGCAGGGUUGUCAGCGGUGGUAGCAGCCGUCCACCAUCACGCGCUAUUGGCGAAGAGAGCUCCGAUUCUGACAUAGUCUCCUCGACUGCGAGAGGCACUCGAACGACCAGCGGGGCACCAGUUGCCACUCGAUCUUCUGGGCGCGUUACACGGUCCAUCAAAGCCAAACCCCGCCUCACUUCAAAGCAUGUUGCUAAAGAUGAUAACAAUGACGAACUGGCAGAGGGUGCGCGGGACGAGAGCGAAGACUCGGAUAUCCAAUAUGUCCAACAUAAAAGUAAGAAGAAAGCCAAUAACGGCCGGAACAGAUCUCAAUCCCAAGGCAAAGAAAAGCCUGGCAGAGGACGUCCCCAUCGCAUUGUGAGCGAAAGUGAGUCCUCUUCUGAGGACAAUCAGCCAACUCGACGCUCGGGGCGAGACAGGAUCAUCAAAAGCAUGAAGGAGCGGGACAUGGACGAGGAAGUCUAUGCGGAUGAAGUCGCCAAAUCCAACGCCCCAAAAGUCAUCAGUAUUCGAGAGAUAUACCAGCCCGUUCCGAAGCAAUCUCCAUUCGCAAGCUUUCAUAGGGAUAUUUGUGAUGUGUGCAAGGGAUUUGGAAACAAUUCCAAUAAAGGCACGAGUCCAUUGAUCUAUUGCCAAGGCUGCUCUACCUCGAUUCAUAAAGUCUGUCUCGGUUAUCGUAGUGCUAGAGAGCACAUGGUUACUAAGGUUGGUCAUGAAAAUUUUGUUAUGCAGUGUCGUAAAUGUAUCGGCGUCCCAGGGAAAAAGGAUCCUUCAGCGCCUCCCCUGGACAUUUGCCAGGGAUGCAUGAAGCCUGGACCCGCUUGCAAGUCAUUCUCCGCCAAAAAGACAGCAAAGCAAGAAGAGAAAUUACGAGAAGAAAAUAACGGAGACGAUCCCGUGACAAAAGUGGCCGAGGAGCUCAUCAACAAUCCCCGCAAUGUCUUGUUUCGCUGCACUCGUUGUCAGCGGGCUUAUCACUUUGUACAUCUCCCGGGUCGAAAGAAGACUUCUAAGACCCCCAAUGAUACUGAGGGGAUUCGCGUAGCACGACUCAAGGAAUAUACUCCCAAAUGGCAGUGCAAAGAUUGUUGUGACAUGCCCGAAAAGCCGCAAGGGUUAGUUGCUUGGAGACCUGCAGAUCCUGAAUCGUACAAUCCCGAAGAUACGCUUGAGGAGUUCAGAGAAGACCAAAAGGAAUAUCUGAUCAAGUGGGAGGACAAGUCGUACUUUCAAUGCAAUUGGAUGCCUGGCAGUUGGGUCUGGGGCGUCACUGCUAAGACUAUGCGAAAUGCAUUCGCUCGCCGUGACGAAGGUGCCAAUGAGAAGCCCAAAUGGACUGAAAAGGAGGCGAUCCCCGAGGAAUAUCUUACCAUGGAAAUCAUAUUGGACGUUGAGUAUGAUUCCGAAUUCGAGCCCGAGUCUGAAGAAGUCGAUAAGGCUCAAAUCAGCAUGAUCGAUCAAGUUUUUGUAAAAUUCGAAGGUCUCACUUAUGACGAUGCGGUAUGGGAGGCGCCCCCCAAACCUGAGGAGACGGACCGAUGGAGCGCCUUCGUGGCAGCCUAUAAUGAAUAUCUUGCUGGGAAAUACUUUAAACAACCUUCUGCACUGAUUCUAAAGCAACGUGCUGACGAGUUCCGGUCGCUCAACUACAAAAAGAAGAUUGGGCUGCAAACGAAACAGCCCCCCGAGCUUACUUUUCCCAUGUUCAAGUACCAAAUCGAAGGCUUCAAUUGGCUUCUCGAAAAGUUUCACCAGAAGAAGAACGUCGUUCUGGCCGAUGAAAUGGGUCUAGGAAAAACUGUACAACUUAUAGCUCUCAUGGCUUAUCUCGUGAAGGAUCGUCCCAAGUGCUGGCCGUUCCUCGUAGUCACGCCUAACUCGACGUGUCCAAAUUGGCGCAGAGAACUUAAGAAGUGGGCACCCGGUCUCCGCGUUGUAGCCUACUAUGGUGCUAAGAAGGCUCGCGAAAUGGCCUAUGAAUAUGAACUAUAUCCUGGUAACUCUUCGGAAAUGAGAGCCCAUGUGGUAAUCACAUCUUACGAGGCACCAGUGGAUGAUCAUAGUCGAUCAUUUUUCAGGAAAAUCAAGUGGGCUGGCUUGAUCGUGGAUGAGGGCCAACGUUUGAAAAACGACGAAAAUCUUUUGUAUGGAGCGCUGAAGGCCUUGAAAGCACCCUUCCAGGUCCUCCUGACUGGUACACCGCUUCAGAACAACAAACGCGAGCUGUUUAAUCUUCUUCAAUUCCUUGACUCUUCCCUAAACGCUUCUAAACUGGACGAUGAAUACGAGGAGCUGACAAAGGAGAACAUACCGGAGCUCCAGGACCUUAUCAAACCAUUCUUUCUCAGGAGAACAAAACUUCAAGUUUUGAAACAUUUGCCAACGCUUGCGCAAGUGAUUCUUCCAGUAACCAUGAGCCUUGUCCAGAAAAAGCUUUACAAGUCCAUUUUGGCUAAGAACCCGCAACUUAUCAAAUCAAUCUUUGGUCAAAGCACAGCGGUUCUUCGUCCUACAGAAAGGGGCAAUUUGAACAACAUACUGAUGCAACUUCGCAAAUGUCUUUGCCAUCCUUUCUUGUACAGCUCUGCUAUUGAAGAGACCUCUGUGAGCGAAGAAGCUAUGCAUCGAAACCUUAUCGAUGCUUCCGCCAAAUUUCAGCUUCUAGAGCUCAUGUUGCCUAAAUUGAGAGAACGUGGCCAUCGUGUUCUUAUGUUCAGUCAAUUCCUAGAUCAACUCAACUUGAUUGAAGAUUUCUUGAAAGGCCUUGACCUUACCUUUCGGCGUAUCGAUGGUACCGUUAGCGCCCAAGAGAAGCAGAAGCGAAUUGACGACUACAACGCCAAAGACUCCCCGAUAUUUGCGUGUCUCCUCUCCACCCGUGCUGGAGGGGUGGGCAUCAAUUUGGCAACCGCGGACACUGUUAUCAUCAUGCCCCAGCAAGAUAUCCAAGCCAUUUCUCGUGCUCAUCGUAUCGGUCAACAAAAAAAGGUCCUCGUCUUCCAGCUAAUGACCAAAGAUACAGCCGAAGAGAAAAUCAUUCAAAUCGGUCGCAAAAAAUUAGCUCUCGGCGCUUUGAUAGAGACUAUCGGCGCCGAGGAUGAUGCUGGUGUUGAUAUGGAAUCUAUUCUCAAGCAUGGUACAGAGGCAUUGUUCAAUGAUGACGAUCGCAACGACAUCCAUUAUGACUCGGCAUCUGUGGACAAGCUCCUAGAUAGAACUCAAGUCGAGAAUACUAAUAUGGACGAAGAUAAGACUGCAGAGUCUCAAUUCUCCCUUGCACGUGUUUGGGCUUAUGAUAAAGGCACCCUCACAGAUGACGUUGGUGAUCCAGAUGCAGAACAAGCUGCUCCCGACAUUUCAGUGUGGGAGCAGAUCCUAAAGCAACGCGAAGCGGAUGCAGCAGCAGAAGCAAAAAGGAACAUGCACGAAUUUGGACGUGGAAAACGUGCUCGCCACAACGUCAAUUAUCAAAGGUCUAACAUGGACGUCGACGACGAUGCGGUACCGUCUACACACCCGAAAGCGAAACGCCGUCCCGACGAAUCGGCCAGUGAUUUAGAUUUCGCUGAAGCUGACAAUACGGAUGGAGAUGAAGAGUCUGACCCAGGCGACGGGAUAGAUCCCCGGGAGUUGGAGUCUAGUCAAGAUCGCUCGAAAGGUACGCGCAAAAAAGUUCAGAAACGUCCAACCCCUCAAAAGUCGGUUUCAGUCGCCAAGUCAGCGACGCCAGCGAAACAGGUGACAAAGGUCAAGUAUACAACACCCAGCGCCAAGACCGCCAAGAGCAAACCUCAAGCGCCUCAAGCGAAAAAGCAGAACGGCGCUGGCAAGUUACCGCUAAGCUCUAACAAAGCUUUUGCUGCCAAAAAGGGCUCUGUAAACCAAUUUGUUGCUUCAAAACCACCAGAUGGUUCUACAAAGAACUCAGCAGGCAUCAGCAAGACGCAAGAUCCUGAUGAAACGAGUAGCAUCAAGCGAUCAACUAUUUCGAAACCUCCUCUGGCAACUCAAGGCAUUCAAAAUCAGAAGAACUCUAUGGAGGAGUCGACCGCAGGUUCUAAUGCGAAGAUCGUAAAGACGCAGAUUUCUACAGCGUAUCCAGUCAUCGUUUCUAGUGGCAAGCAAGUGCAAGCCGUCCAAACUUCAAUUCAAAAGAACGCUUUCAACACAACAGACUACCAGACAAAAUCCUCCUCUCACAGUCAUGAACACGUCCAAGGACAUGGCCACCCACAUCCACAUCCACACCAACAGCAACAACAACAACACUCACGCUCAUACCUACCCCAGCCCCAAUCCCAGCCCCCUCCAAACACCAGGAAAGGAGUCCCUAGGGCAGCCAUAUUACCCCCCAAAAAGUCUUCCGAACCAAAACCCUCGAAGCAAUACCCAAGCGGCGACAGAUUCCCCCCUGGAGCCUCCAACCACCAAGAUCGUCCGAAUCAAGCUCCUAUCCUCCCGGUCCAAUUCGCAGACCCUGUCUCACAGCUACGCUUCCAAUAUGGACAGCCCCAGCAACAAGGUCUCCCAACUCAAUCCAAUCAGCCCCAAAUUAACAAUAACGGGCCCAUCCAGAGACCAACCUUCCACAUGGAUAGCUCCCAAAACCGGCCCAUGCCCCCUCUUAUCCCCCCCACAAGCCAAUUCAUCCCCAGCAAUGGGAGUUUCCCACAACAAGUCAGUGGACACUCGACCAACCAAGAAGCGCAAGGUCACAGAGGGCCAGAGAGAAUAAUGCGACCCGGGGAAACACACCAAAGAAACCCAAGCACAUACCAGCAGUCGAAUCCUCAGCGGUCAAAUGCUGGGCUAUCACCGAAACCGAUCGAGGGAACCGAUUGUUCGCUCUGUGGUAUGUCCCAUAUCGGGAUCAUCGUCAACUGCCCUCAGAUCACGACUGAAUCUGAGAUCCGUGUCCUGCUCGAUGGACUCAAAGACUUGGCACACACUGACCAAGCCCCGAAGGUUGAUAUCGCAAGGAGAUUUCUAAGAGGGGAACUUGCGAAGCUGGUCCAAAGGAAGAAAGCUCGUAAGCUUGCGCAAUAA
Molecule: messenger RNA, 5811 nt
Organism: Lachnellula hyalina
Lineage: Eukaryota; Fungi; Ascomycota; Leotiomycetes; Helotiales; Lachnaceae
Gene: mit1
Product: Chromatin remodeling factor
Exons: 8
Coding region: 1-5811 (1936 amino acids)
Biological process (GO): negative regulation of transcription by RNA polymerase II; chromatin remodeling
Cellular component (GO): chromatin; nucleus
Molecular function (GO): ATP-dependent chromatin remodeler activity; DNA binding; ATP hydrolysis activity
Source: RefSeq, a predicted model, not a curated record